This is a messenger RNA of Microdochium trichocladiopsis, 957 nucleotides long. RefSeq lists its product as uncharacterized. Gene Ontology annotation, biological process: peptidyl-proline hydroxylation to 4-hydroxy-L-proline. Gene Ontology annotation, molecular function: procollagen-proline 4-dioxygenase activity; iron ion binding; L-ascorbic acid binding. Lineage: Eukaryota; Fungi; Ascomycota; Sordariomycetes; Xylariales; Microdochiaceae. The record is from RefSeq and is a predicted model, not a curated record. Bases 1 to 957 code for a protein of 318 amino acids. The transcript is spliced from 2 exons. Gene Ontology annotation, cellular component: endoplasmic reticulum.
AUGGCGCCACAGCCAGCAGAUAGCAAGAUCUCGCCCCCUUCGAGCCGACUAUGGUCUCUGUUUAGGGUGUUCGCCCCAACCAUAAUUGCUCUGGCCAGCAUCCGCUGGGGCUCUCAGGGCCUCGUGAUUCUCGAGAGUGUCCUCUCGUCCAGAAAUGGACCGUCAACGGGGCUUCCGGCGGGAACAAUACAGGCACAAAUGGCGACCAAGAGCGCAGAUCUAGCUGUAGUCUCCUCAAUGACCACUAUGGACGCCCUGAGGACCCGGUACGCCGCGUCGUGCCCUGACCACCAAUUCCGCACUAGCAUAUUCAGUAGUGAUCCGGUCAUUAUAUACAUCGAGAACUAUCUCUCGCCGCAGGAAAUCGAGUACCUUCUUCAGGUCGCAACCCCUCUAUAUCAAAAGUCGCCAGUCUCCCAGGGCAAGCGGCUCAAGACGUAUAAUGCCGAGAUCCGUUCGUCCAUGUCAGCAGUCCUUGGUACCAGCGACCCCGUCGUGCGGUGUAUCGAGCAGCGCUCCGUCGACUUCCAGGGCUUCAUGCCACUCCGGCACCUAGAGGACCUCCAGGUGGUUAAGUAUGGCAUUUCUGACCACUUCCGGCCGCACUUUGACUGGUUCGGAGGUGAUGCCAACCCGCGCAUUUCGAGCUUCUUCGUAUAUCUCGCGUGCGACGGCGGCCGGACCGGCGAUGGCGAGAUGUGCAAAGGGGGAGCAACACAAUUUCCGGACUACCGGGGCCGUUUCCCUGCGCGCUGGUGCCGCUUCAUCGACUGCCACGACGAUAGCGGUGUCGGCGGUGUCGCUUUCAGGCCCAUCCCAGGCAACGCCAUCUUCUGGGCUAAUCUCUAUCCUAACGGGACAGGCCACCCGGGUGUCUGGCACGCGGGCAUGCCGGUGCGAGAGGGACGCAAAGUGGGCAUGAACAUUCUGACCAGGCGGGACGUCCUCGACAGUUAG